Messenger RNA from Postia placenta MAD-698-R-SB12, 1067 nucleotides. RefSeq lists its product as hypothetical. The coding region runs from base 64 to 939 and encodes 291 amino acids. Gene Ontology annotation, cellular component: endoplasmic reticulum; SNARE complex. The transcript has 4 exons. The record is from RefSeq and is a predicted model, not a curated record. Gene Ontology annotation, biological process: retrograde vesicle-mediated transport, Golgi to endoplasmic reticulum. NCBI's taxonomy places the organism in Eukaryota, Fungi, Basidiomycota, Agaricomycetes, Polyporales, Adustoporiaceae. Gene Ontology annotation, molecular function: SNAP receptor activity.
GCUUGAUUCCACCUGUUCGUCACUGCGUCCUGCGUGCAUUCCCCGUACUGCUCAAAUUCAACUAUGGCUUCUCAGUCGUCUGAGCAACUGGUACAUGACAGGAUUAAUCUGAACAGGCUUGUUCGAAGGCUGGAGAAAGCGAUCGCUGAUGAGGACUGGAAUGAGGAUAGUCAGUUGCCACCGCGGGCGACGUGGAUCAAGACCAGGACAACACUGCAGAAACUAAAGCACGCACGGAAACUGCUCCAUAAUGUCGAGAUUCAUGAGCAUGAUCCAUUUGCGGCUCAGAGGUAUGAAGACCUCCGACAUACUCUAGAUCGCCUGGAGACAGUGGUACUUGAGGUGGACAAGCGCGCAGCACCACAACCCAAACGCCCCGCGCCAAUCUUACCGACGCUCCCCAUUCCCUUCCCGCCGAAGUCUGCUCAACCAGACCCUUUGCGUCCACAACGAUCUGAAGAAGCUACAGAAGCAGAGCUCGCUUCUCCCGCGGAGACGACCCACAUAGCCGCCCAGGAUCUGCUGCUGUCGGCCACUGACACUGAGCCCGCCCUUCGCAUCGCGCCCAUCAACCCGGGCGCGACCCUCCUACCUCCGAACCGCCCAUCCUCUCCGGGCACGUCUAAGCUCGCCGGCACGCCCGCAUUCCUGCAGAAUUCGGCCGCGCUCCAGGAGGAGCUCUCGGCACAGCUCGCGCAGAUGGCGACGCAGCUGAAGCGCAACGCGGUGCAUUUCGCCGGCACGCUCGAGAAAGACAAGGCGCUGCUGAUCGAGACGCAAGACAAGCUCGAGCGCAACCACGACGUGAUGAAGGCGGAGCGCCUGCGGGUGCGGGACCAUCGCUCCAAGAGUUGGGGGACGACAUGGAUCGUCAUGCUGAGUAUCAUUGUCGCUGCGGUCGGCUUUGUUUUGACGUUCAUGGUGAUCCGUAUAACAUAGCUGGCAUGUAUGCGGUUCUUGUGCGCCAACUUGUCCGCGAUGACGUUUAUUCUGCAGGCACAUCUGUGCAAGUUCUAGUCCGGGGCGUAUGGAUUGUAAUACAGGUCUGUACAAUGCAUAAGACGGAG